UGUAGGUGUAUUUCAAUUUUAAGUUAAAAAGAACAACUAAAUCUAUAAUUAUGAGAUCUUUUCAUGCUUUAUAUUUUACAAUCUUGAAUAUAAGUAGAUAGUAGUGUCACGAAUCAAGGAUGGAUUCGGAAGCAAUCGCAGAUAUAUAACAUUUAUUAUAUUAACAAACAACAAAACACAGACACUAAGACAACUAGGCAAAAUUCUGUGGAACGAAACAGGGAACAUGGUAGUCUAUGACAACGAAAUACAGAAAAUCAUUGCAGACAAUGGCUAUAUAUACAAGCGUGCUCAUUAACAGAAAUGUGAAUCAGUUGCAGGUGGUCAUGUGACAUGUAGUGCAGUGUAGUGGCUGAUGGGAACUGGAGUCCCGAGUUUCCUGAUAGAUGACAACUAGUACAUAAGCCACUGAGCGCUUCACAUUGUUUUACAUAAUAAAUCUAUUAAAAUGAUUAUUAUAAAUAUACAUGAAAAACGUGUAUAAUGUGUACCAAUAUUAUGAAUUUAAGAACAUUGGAAAUUAAGGUUAAGUAUGGUUACACCUGAUCAUAAAAACAUUUGAUGCAAUUUCCCCUGACAAUUUUCUUAUUCAAAUUCCAUACUAUCUCUGCAGGUAGUGUCAUUGCCUCAUAGCUACAGGGUACCCGAUUUGAUCCUGAGCUCCGUGUCCCUGCGGGUUGUGUCCGGAUUCUCCAGUGCUUUAAAAGAUUUAUUUUUAUAAAGCCAUGAAGGUGCUGAAUAAGGAAGAGAUGAAAAAGCUGAGGAAGUGCUCAGAUAUUACUUUCCCCAGUCACAACAGGUUUGUAAACCACACAGUUAAUGCGCUAUAUAUGCCGGGUAUGUUUGUUAGUUUGUUAGCUUUUUUUGUCAUAUGCUUUUGGCUUUGACUCAAAAUAAAGGGAGUUUGUUGCUUUACUGCCAUUUGUGUUAAUCUCCAUUUUGAAGCCUUGCCUAUUGUGAACACUUUUAAAAGUAAAUCCACACUAAAUCGCAUAUAUCUAAAAGUUUCUGCUUCACUGCUCUCUCAAGGUUGAAACUUUCAAGCAUGUUGCUGCUUUAAAGGAUUUAAAGCUGAUCAUUUUUGCUUCCACUACUUCCUGCCUGGACUAUUGCAAUGCAUUGUUUUCCUGACUUUUUAUUUUUGUUUGUUUUUACAGUGUAGCCACCCUUCCCUGUGGCUCUUUUAAAACAUGUUCUGAUGUAAUUUGCUUUGCACAAAUUUAUAUAUGUGACUGUGAGCAGCAGGGGCUUUGCAGAAUCAUGAAGGCGUUGAGCAAGCACGAGCUGAAGAAGGUUUUGGAAGUACUCAGACAUUACUUUCCCAAGUCACAAGAGAAACCAGACUUUUAUAGAGAUGUGAUCAUUUUUACUAAGGACGAAUCAUGUCUCAGAAACAUACUAACCAGGACAGACGUCCUAGACUGGAAGCAGUUCAUCAGUCUAAGUAUUGAUCUGCAGCAUGAGGAAAUGUUAAAUGCUGUAGCAUUGAACAAUGGUGUACCAAUGAACAAAAUAUGUACCAGCCACGUAAUGAGCCUGGAGGAUCCAUCCAACCUUCCAGCUGACAAGUUAUCUAUUCAAGUCUCAUCAGUCAAGGAGUCUCAUGUUGCUCUGAUCAACAGCGCAUGGAAGUUUGGCAAGGGUGAAUUCACUGAGCCCAUGGUCAGGAACAUGAUCUUGAAUUACCCUUCGUGUUGUCUGCUGGACUCAGAGGGUCAGCUAGUGUCAUGGAUAUUGAGCUAUGCUUCCUGUGCGAUGGGAAUGCUGUACACAAUGCCAGAGCACAGACAGAAAGGCUACGCCAAAGCCCUGGUCACCACAAUGGCAAAGAAACUGCAUUCAGAGGGCUAUCCAGUGUACUGCCUCGUUGAAGAGGAGAACCAGUUGUCUUACAGCCUCUUAAAAAGUUUAGGUUUCACCAUGGAUCCGUCUUACAGGACUGCUUGGAUUAAGUUUAAUUAAUCAUGUUAGUUUAUUUAGUUUUUAUUCAGUUUUAUACAAAUGUUCUUCCCUUGUACGUGUGGGUUAUCUCCGGAUUCUCUAGUUUCCUCCAACCUCCCAAAAACAUGCUAGUAUGUGGACUAGCUAAAAUAUAUUGUGAGUUGGUGUAUAAAUGUGAGUGCAUGUUGCCCUGUGAUGCACUGGCGUCCCAUCAGGGAUGUGUUCCCAGGAUAGGUUACAUACAGAUCUACAUAGACCCUGACCAGGAUAAAGCGAUUACUGAAAAUGAGUGAGAGAGCUUCCAUAUUCAUUACUUUCAUCUUUGGUGCGUCUGUACGAUCAAACUCCUCUGAUCGGACUGCGUGUAAUAUUUUAACAGUAUGAAAAAAAGUUUGGUUUUUUUUGCAGUUAUAUAAGCAGUAUCAGUAUUAUAAAGAGGUAUAGUAAGUAGACUAUUAUAACAAAAAGUAGCAAAUAACACUUUUAUUGUUAUAUACAGUUAUGUAUAUGGGUGACCUUGGAGAGAUGAACUAUACUGCCAGACGGUUUACAAAUGCGUUUUGCCCUUUUUAGAAGUUAUAUCAUUUCAUAUGUCAAUAAAAUCCAUCAGAUGCAAUUUUAUUCCUUUAAUUUAAUUAUUUGGUU
Messenger RNA from Ictalurus punctatus (channel catfish), 2586 nucleotides. RefSeq names its product glycine N-acyltransferase-like protein 3. Gene Ontology annotation, molecular function: glycine N-acyltransferase activity. Bases 1261 to 1962 code for a protein of 233 amino acids. NCBI's taxonomy places the organism in Eukaryota, Metazoa, Chordata, Actinopteri, Siluriformes, Ictaluridae. Gene Ontology annotation, cellular component: mitochondrion. The record is from RefSeq and is a predicted model, not a curated record. The transcript has 4 exons.